This is a messenger RNA of Drosophila rhopaloa, 7539 nucleotides long. RefSeq lists its product as uncharacterized. Bases 397 to 5334 code for a protein of 1645 amino acids. Gene Ontology annotation, cellular component: spindle. Gene Ontology annotation, biological process: establishment of mitotic spindle orientation; signal transduction; regulation of establishment of bipolar cell polarity. Gene Ontology annotation, molecular function: protein binding. Lineage: Eukaryota; Metazoa; Arthropoda; Insecta; Diptera; Drosophilidae. The transcript is spliced from 13 exons. The record is from RefSeq and is a predicted model, not a curated record.
UUGGUUAUUGGUUGAACGCGCGCAUUCAGAAUUGUUGCGAAAGUGUUAAAGAAGUUUUUGAACCCGAAAACAGCAGUUAAAUGGCUUGAGUGAAAUCUCCUCUGAAAAUGGCGAUAGUGCAAGUAUUAGUGGAGCAAGCGUAAGACGUGUGUAAGGACGAACCCUCGCAGCGAAGGCAUAAGCCAAAAGUGAGAAACCAGCAGCCAAAGGACUACGCAAGGGGCAUACAAAUGCCAGCAGCCAUGCCGCAACUUGUCAUAAGCGGCACUGGCGGCUUACAAGCAAAAUAACCAGUCAGACAAAAGAACACCAGCAACUCGUCUCACAGCAGCAACCUCAGCAGGGCACAGGAGUGAAGUCAAGAGCAGCAGCUGGAGCAGCAGCAGCAUCACCGAAAUGGAACAGGAGACUGCAGCUGGACCUGCGAAGAAGAGCGGCACCACCUUGUCCGUGGACCGGGCCGCCUUCCUCCUGCUUCGCGUCAGGAAAGUGUUCAAGAAGAAGCGACAGCAGCGCAAGGAGCGACAAGCUCAGCAGAAUGCCGCCGCAGCGGCUGCGGCGGGUGGCGGUGGAGUGGGUGGUGCAGGCGGUGGCUCAGGGUCGCAAUCGCGACCGGGCAGCCGCAAGCUGCCGCCGCCAUUGUUACGGUCGCGCACACUGCCCGCCAUCAUUGUGCCAGGACUUCCGGUCGUCUCGCUGCACACGGAUAAACAAACAUUUCAAUUGGAGGAGCGUUUGUUGGGCAGCAAAAGCCGCAGUGGCAGCGCCAGCGGUCAUCGUUGGUCGUUGCUUACACGUGCCAGCAACAACAGCAAUUGCAGCAGCAACAACAAUCCCGCCAGCAGCAACAACAACAACAACUCGCAUUUGGCCAACAACAACAAUACGCUGAUGGUGAAAUCAUUGAAUUUGCCAAAAGACGAUAGCAAUUUGGUCUAUCGGCGAAAGUCCUCGGGCAGUACGCCCCACCAACAUCAGAAUUCGCAUCACCACCACCAGCAGCAGUUGCAUCAACAGCAGCAACAUCAGCAGCACGCUCACCUGCAGCAUCUGCAAAACCUAGGGGAUGCCUCUCUGUUCCACGUCUCCGAUGAUUUCGAAUGCCACGCGGACGGAUCACUGCUGCUCAGGAUUCCAGCGCCGCAUGUGGUGGCAGCUCGAGCCUAUCGACUGGCAGCCAGAAAGCGAGCCGCAGCCUCAUCGGAGGCCUCAACGCCGAUGUCCCGGGAGCACACCCUCCACGAGAUGCCCCUGGCGGAGACAGCCAGCUCGGGAUCCGGAUCCGCAUCCGGCUCUGGAUCGAGCACGACCUUUACACGGCUGGCCAAAUUGCUGCAUCAAUCAAGCGCCCUGGCAGGCAGGUCCAAUUUGCAGCCACCGCCGGCGGGUGACAAUGCGGUCCAGAGUCUGGGACGUGGCCUGGGCCUGGGUCUCGGCGAGGAGGCGCCACGCCGUCUGUCGUGGGAGAGGCGUAAGGACAGCAGUGCUCUUCAGCGCUCGGCCAGCAUCGACUCCUUUGCCGAGAUUGUGUUUAGCGAUUCGCCACGCCCUUCACUGGCCGUCACGGCGCCAGGUGGCUCCUCCGGAUGCGGAGGCGGAGGAGGAGGUGCCCCCUCUCCGUUCAGCAAACGUCCUUCGGCCAGCAGCCUGUACUCCACCUCAACGUCCAGCUCCUUUGGGUCACAGGCACAGGCCCAGCUGAAUGUCAAUUACGGUGACUCGGCAGCCGGAUCCGGAUCAGCGGGUGGACCGGGCUCAGGUCACCAUGGGGCGGCAGGUGGCAACGGGGGCAGCAGUGCCAGCAGCAGCCGGCGCGAGAGCAUGCUCAGCCCCUCCUCCACGCGACGCUCCAAGCUGACCAGAAUCAUAACCGCACUGUUCUCAGCGGUGGAGCAUGGUCAUCUGGAGAAGGCGCGCACUAUUCUAGAGUCAACCGACGUGGAUGUGAAUAGCAUUAACAACGAUGGACUUUCUGCCCUGGACUUGGCCGUUCUAAGCAAUAAUCGCUCCAUGACCAGGAUGCUGCUCCAGCAUGGCGCUGUUGAGGGCUCUCAAUUUUCCGUGGACACCAUUGGCACCAAGCUUAACGGCUUGCUCAAGGACGCCGAGUCGCGGAUUCACGAUCUGAGCGGACCGGAGGGUCUGUGCGCCCCCAUGUUCGCUUCGCGUCCAUCCAUCUCAAGCAUCAUAAUUGGAAAUUCAAGCGCCUCGGUGACCGGCUGCACGGGCAGCGAGGUAGAGAAACAGAUCGGCAUUUGGGAACGACGGGUAAAGGGACUGCGUCGUUUGCAACUUGGGUGGGAUCAGGCCAGACCACCAGAUGCACCCGCUUCCGUAGUGGUUGAUGUCACUGGCGACAAUUCCAUCAGCGUCCAAAUCCUAGAGCCCUUUGAGGGGGCUAUCGGCACAAAAUUCAAAGUUCAAUGGUCAACCCGCGCGGAUUUUAACAACAUUGUGGGUGAAAGUGAGCUGCUGGAAUGGAUUAGCUUCCAUGGCACCAUGGGCGCCCAAUGCCACAUAUCGGGUCUCACCCAGGGUCGUCGCUAUUUCCUGCGUGCCGCCUGCGGCAAUGUCAAGGGAUGGGGUGCCUUUAGGACUUCGGUGCCGGCCAGUGUGGUGCCCUCAACUUGGCGUGAUUUGGAAAAUCGGGAGGAUCGAUUUGUGGGCCGCCACCGUAUCCUAGACAAUCUGUUUACCGCCGUGCGUCUGGCUAGGCCCGCCGAUGUCUCUGAGCUGACCUUGGAUCCAGCGAAUGCCCAGCGGCGCAAUCCCAAAAAGAAGACAACCAUCAAACAGCUAUUCUCGGUUACCUCAAAAUUCCAAAAAACUUUAAGGCGCGGCAUAUACUUCUCUUGCAUUAUUCACUGCGAUGAUAAAGUAUUGGUCACCAGCGAGGACUUUCCGCCGGUCAUCGAGGUGGACGAAUCCUAUCCUAGUGCCCUGCACAUGGACUACUACUGGCUGAUGAAGGUGGCCUGCACUUGGGAAGAUGUAAAGUCACUGCGAUCUGAUAUGGAGCGCAAUCUCACCUCCGCCGUACAGUUUCGCACCAAGCUUCUUUCGGCCGUCUGCCAAAUGCAAUCAGCACUGGGCAUCACGGAUUUAGGACAGUUGUACUAUAAGCCUCUGAAAGAUGCCCAAGGCACUGUGGUGCUGACCUGUGUGCAGUCCGUGAAGAGCCAGAAGGCCGUCUCCAUCCUGAAUUCGCGAUGGCUACCAGUCAGCAAGCUGCAAAAAAAAUUGGGUGCUCUGCACGAGGAUUACACCAUCAACGAGCUGCUCAUCUCUUCGAUUGGGGAUCAAUUGCACUACCAACAGGCGGCACUGCAGCGUUUGGAGCCGGGCCUCUAUCUCGGCUACCUGAAGAUGCAGUGCUCCAUGGACCAGAUCCAGGUGGUAGUCCCAGUAAAAACGCCGAAUGUUCUGCCCCACUGCAAGGUUCGCGAAAAUAGUCACAUUACUGCCGAGGAGUGGCAAGUGCUUCACCGAUGUAGUAGCGAUCCUCUUCGGCUACCGCUGGACUUCAGCUCUCAUGGAGGGGAGUCAGCUUCCGGAGGAGCACCGACCACGGAGGUUCAGCGCCUUUUUCUGUACGAUCUCACCAAUGCAAUGCACAAGUUGUUUGCUAGUAUGAACAUCAAAGGGGCGGAUGCAACCACCCACCGUCUGUACGACGUGGAGGUGAUCGAGCAUAGUCCGGAUAUCAGUUUUCUAGUGGUCUGUCCAUCCGCUGAGUCUUCUUGUGCAGUGCCCGGCCAGUCGGAGUUGCUGCUACAGAGAGACGAUUUGGCCAGCUUAAGUAUCCAGGCCUUUGAAAUGAUUCACCUGCGAACCUAUCAGCCAGCCAUUAUACAAAAGUAUGCCCGCCUAUCCUGCAUCCUUGAAUUGGAUACUGCACUGGCCACACAUUCACUGCGCGAGGCCUUCUCCAGCAGCGAGCUUCAAGCGGCCAAGGAGCGUUUGGCCACGUUGCAGGAGCUGAGUGCUAGCCUAACGAUCGUGUGGAAGAGCGUGCGCUGGCUAAUGGACGUGGUGGCAUAUGCCCGAAAUAAAAAUGCCCAGCCCUCGCUGGCGAUGCGCGAAAUCCUGGACUUUGCCCAGCAGCGACAUGAUGAAUCAGUAACGAGUUCGACUUCGGGUUCCGCCAGUAAGCAGUUACUACAGUUGCCCAUCCGCGAGAGUAAGUUCUCCAAGACGGGCCAGGGAAGAGGCAGUUGGCCAGGUCCAGGAACCAGCGAAGAUCCGGCGCAGGGCAAGUCGGAGCACUCCAAGUCGGAGCAGAAUCUAGAAUUCAGUGCUAUUACGCCAGUGGAACCUGCAGCCAAACAAGUUCAUACACAGCAGCAAUCCCAGCAGCAAAUACAACAGCAUCAACAACUUCAGCAACAGCAACAACAACUGUUACAAGUUUCCACGACCAGCGAAUAUGCCGGCUCCAUUUGCUCGGAAGUAUCCUUUAGAAAGAACAGUGGUGACUCCAUGAGCUCCACCUACACGUCCCGUAGUUUCUACUCCGCUGUGGAUUCAGCCUCGGAUGGAAAUAGCACGAACAGCGUGUUUGCCAUCCCGCCUUCGCGUUCCGAUGAUACCCUGGCAGAUGCACUGCGUCACUCUCAGGCGUUGGCUGCCCAACGCAAGCGAACCAGCUCAAAUAUCGGAUCCCAUACCAAUCCCCUAAUCACUGUGCACAGCUCUAGUUCGGCUCCAUAUCUGGCUGGGUCCAGUGCUUCCCUAAGAAGCGGAAAUGGAGCAUUCGCCACAGAUUUGGAACACAAACCGCUUAAACCAGCAGCAAAAGCAGCCUCUAGCGCCAACCUACGCGAGGGUGGACCCUAUUUAAAGAGCACUCUAGCUGAGCUACGAGCUGUGGGUGGCGAGGAGCCGGUGGCCAGUACCUCAAAGGCUUCAUCUAUGAAAAGCUUGUCGCGGCAGAGCAGCGAGGAGGACUCCGCCAGCUGUUCCAGUCUCAAUGUAGAACAAUCGCCGGGGAUUAUUCAAGUAUAUACCGCCUACAAUACGGGAUUGGCCAGUGGAACCAGCCUGAAGCUGCAUGUGACACCCAAGACGACCGCGCGGGAAGUGAUCAACCUAGUGGUGAAGCAACUGAACAUGGCAGUGGUGCUCAAGGGAAACAACGGGCCCAUCUACGGCCCUGAAACGCUGGAGGACUUCUGCUUGGUGGCUGUGAUUGGAGCAAGGGAGCGUUGUCUGCGAGAUGACUUCAAGCCGCUGCAAUUGCAGAAUACCUGGAAAAAGGGGCGUUUGUACGUGCGGAAAAAGCUCGAGCUACUCGCGGCCAUCGAACAUUCUAACCGAAAAUCGCAUUUGAUCUGAACCAUCUGAUUCAAAUCUUACAAGAAAUGGUGAAUAGUCGAGGGCGCGAAGCACUUAUAGUUAUAGUCCGGGUGACAAAGAGAUAUCUAGAGAUUUAAAAACUUAAGAUUUAGGUGCCUGAGAGGAGGCAAAGACACUUUAUAUUUUGGCUUUUUAAAUCUUCAGAGAUUACUCUUCCAUCUUCCGUUCCACGUCUUGUAAAUUUUGUUGUGUUUCGGUUUUAGGGUUCCCCAAAUCACAAUUCCCAAUCACUCCCACCCUUUUUCAGGGUAAUGAUCGUUGACCAAUUCCCGAAUUAGACUGAAUUACUUAUGUAUGCUGCAAUGGCAAACUGAUGAAAUUGUAUUUAAAAUGGUAUUAUAUUUUGAGUAGUUAUACAUUCAACGUUACCCGAAAAAAAAACACACGAAUCGGACAAAACAAAAACAGAUUGUUGUUAGUUGUUCUAAAUUAAAUAAGGUUACGACCAUACAUAAGUAGUAUGUAUAUUAUAUAAAUAUUAUGCGUGCAUCAAUGUAUUUUAUUGUAUGUAUUUUGUAGUUUAGUAAACAAAUAUUUUGAUUGUAUUUUUGCGGCAUUUUUUAGGGGCACAUUUUUUGAUCUAAAUGUUAAAUCGGUAAAUACGGAACACAAAACCAAACUAAAUCGAUGGCAAAACUUAAAGAACACGAUGCCAAUAUGCAUUUUAAGUGUCACUCUUGGUGUCUUUGAUGUGUGUGUGUUCUUGAACAUUGCAAUUCCUUUGGAUUAAAAAAAUACUUUAGCUGUAAUCAAUUGUUUAGUAUGUAAAGAAAAUCAUCACUCAAAAAAUGAUAACGAAAAAGGAAAAUAUUUUUUAAAAAUAUAUUGGUACAGCUGCAUGUUGAAAAAAAAUAAUAGGCAACUCCAAAUUGAAAUUUAAAUAUUUGUAUUUAUAAAAUGUAGCAAUGAGAAUUUCAAGUCCGGACCCUAUCUACUCCACUCAGCAAUUGGCUCGACGAGCUUCUUACAUACUUGAUAAUCCUAUGCCCCAUUUCCCCAAUCUACUCAACUGUUGGCCCACUUAGAACCCAUACUAUUAACGUGGCUAUCUCAAUGUGCAAAGCCGUAUGUGUCUAUAAAUAACUAUUCUACUCUGUACUCUCUCAAUAGGAAAUACCAUAAGUAAAUUAGAGGAAAUUCUUCAAAUACACUUGUUUGUUGUGAACCGGUAGACAAAGAAACAGUUUCAUUGUCAAGCUCAUGUCCCAAAUUAAUUUAUUUCCAUCGGAAAUCAAUAUAGAUUGGAGUCGCUGUUCGUGAAAAAAGUAUACAUUUUAAAUCUUAUGAGAAACUAGACGAGAACACUUACUUUAAAAGAAUGUGCAACACAGAGUCCAUAACAGAGAUAUCGAACUAUUUAAGAUAUCUAAGACCAACAAACGAUGUUUGUACGUUUUCUCUUGUUUUUGAGAUGGCGAAAAAGGUGAUUUUGAUACAUUUUUUACUCUAUGGUUUACCAGUCCUAGGGCUCAAAGAACAGCAACGAACGUAGCUUUAUUUUGACCACAGAAAUUAUACCCCCUUUGCGUUCACAGCCCGGUUUCAGAUUUGUAUUACCGCCACCCAAUUGCCUCGAUUCGAAUGGUACCCAGAUCAGAAUGGUCGAACGAACAACGAAUGUAAACAAGUUCCAAACUGAGUGGCCAGUUUCAGUUUGUUAAUUCGGAAUGCCAAUUAAACGAUUUCAAUUGUCAGACACAGCGUCCGUCCCCAGCAAAAGAGCGUUUGGUUUUUUGGAAUGGAGCGAAAUUAUACAGAGUAUUAUUUUGAAUUGCGAUCCAGUGAGAUUAGUUUUUACGAUGCAAUCUAAUUGUAGCUAUAGCUAAUUGUUAAUGGCCUACAAAAAUCUAAAAUGUAAAUGUAACCAAAAGCAUUGAACGAUAAAUGUUGUAGUCUCUUCGCAUAUGAACAUGAAAAACACAUCAAAGCAGACAUUUCCUGUAAUUAGAUUAUAUAGAAGAUGAAACUUAUCAAGUGUAACUCAGCCCAAUGUCAGUACAUUCAUUAUCGACUACCUGUGUACACUUUUGGUGUGUUAAUGGCCUAAAAAUAUACAAUACACUCCAAUUAAGGAGCUAAAAAGAGGACAGCUAGCGUUGGUAAGGAUAAUGUGAGUACGAAGCAUUCAAAGAAUAUUCAAUUAACUUAAUAAAGACUCAACAAUUGUUAUGGUGUAAUUCCAAA